Messenger RNA from Engraulis encrasicolus (European anchovy), 4639 nucleotides. RefSeq names its product CCR4-NOT transcription complex, subunit 4b (gene cnot4b). Gene Ontology annotation, cellular component: CCR4-NOT complex. The record is from RefSeq and is a predicted model, not a curated record. The transcript is spliced from 14 exons. The coding region runs from base 479 to 3499 and encodes 1006 amino acids. Gene Ontology annotation, molecular function: ubiquitin-protein transferase activity; metal ion binding; RNA binding. NCBI's taxonomy places the organism in Eukaryota, Metazoa, Chordata, Actinopteri, Clupeiformes, Engraulidae. Gene Ontology annotation, biological process: protein ubiquitination.
UAAGAUGGUGGUCAGAGGGUGCUGUUGCUGUACUUCACACUACAGAGGCUGAAACACACAGGCGUUUCCCCCCUCAGAUCCAAUACUGAAAAACGCCGAAAGAUUUUGUACCUGCUGUCAAAAGCUUAGAGUUCAGAAAGCUAAUCAAUCCCUGUCCCAGUUAUCAGAAUAUCCCUUGGAGAGGAGUCCCAGCAAGUAGACAGGCCUUCUUCCUCCGGCCCCCACACCCGCCGUAAGAACGAAGGACCGCAUUGACACCGCUCUCCCUCCCCCACCUCCUCCUCCUCCUCCCCGCCUAGCGCUGCUCCUUGCGCUCCACCCCUCCUCUUCCUCCUCCUUCUCCUCCUCCUCUUCUUCCUGUUCCUCUUCUUCCUCGUCUCCCUCCUCUCCUUCUUCCUCCUCGUCUUCCUCUUCGACACCCUCCUCCUCCUCCUCCUCCUGCUUGUCUAGUUCACAGACGCCUCUUACCUGCAGUACGAUGUCUCGCAGCCCCGACCUCAAGGAGGACCCCAUGGAGUGCCCCCUGUGCAUGGAGCCGCUGGAGAUUGAUGACGUCAACUUCUUCCCCUGCACCUGCGGCUACCAGAUCUGCCGCUUCUGCUGGCACCGCAUACGCACAGACGAGAACGGACUCUGCCCAGCAUGCAGAAAACCGUACCCAGAGGACCCUGCGGUCUACAAGCCGCUGUCUCAGGAGGAGCUCCAGCGCAUCAAGAACGAGAAGAAGCAGAAGCAGAACGAGCGCAAGCAGAAGAUGACGGAGAACCGCAAGCACCUGGCCAGCGUCCGCGUGGUGCAGAGGAACCUGCUCUUCGUAGUGGGGCUGUCAACCAGGCUCGCAGACCCAGAGGUUUUGAAGAGGCCAGAGUAUUUCGGGAAGUUCGGGAAGAUUCACAAAGUGGUCAUCAACAACAGCACUUCAUACGCAGGCUCACAGGGCCCAAGUGCUAGUGCAUACGUCACGUACAUACGGUCAGAAGACGCACUAAGAGCCAUACAGAGUGUUAACAACGUGGUAGUUGACAGCAGAACUCUCAAGGCGUCUUUAGGUACAACGAAAUACUGCAGCUACUUCCUGAAGAGCAUGCAGUGUCCCAAGCCAGACUGCAUGUACCUACAUGAACUGGGAGACGAGGCGGCGAGUUUCACAAAAGAGGAGAUGCAGGCGGGAAAGCACCAAGAAUACGAACAGAAGCUCCUUCAGGAUCUCCACAAAAUGACGCCACCAUGCGUUCAGACCUCAGGCACCGGCGUGGAAAAGCUAAAGGGCAAAUCCAGCUCCACACAGAGUAACAACAAAGACGCGUGGCCGUCGUUACAACCAACAGGCAAGACGUCCAAUGGUCUGACGGAACACCGCAAGAGCCCGCCCCUGGACGGUGGCUCCGACUCAGAACACACGACGCCAGACGGUGCCGACUCAGACCUUGCCGAUCUCGGCCUUGGCUCUCUGCCCGCCCUCUCGCCCUUCUCCUCCAACUGUGACCACGCCAGCUCUCUCAGCCCAACAGACAAAUCCUUAGAAGCCAUAGGAAACGGAGACAGCAUACAGCAGCUGCCCAGCAGUGACUCGCCAUCGCCUCCUCCUGUCCUGGUGAAUGCCAGCAGCCUGGUGAUGCCCGUCAGCGUUCCCGUCGGGCUGACCGUCCGCUCGCCCUUCGAGGCUGCGGCGGCGGGCGACUCACAGUCCCUAUUCUCGGACAACAGUAAUUUCCGCCACCCCAACCCCGUGCCCACCAGUACCGGCCUGCCGGGCUUCAACAGCUCGUCACACAACACUGGUGGGGCCGGGGAGCACUGGCCCACCGCACCUGAACCACAGAGCCUCUUCGCUUCAGAAGACUCCAUACCGGUCUCGUCCUCCACGGACUGGCAGGCGGCGUUUGGCUUCGGCUCCUCGUCCAAGCAGCAGCAGCAGGAGGACGACCUGGGCUUCGACCCGUUCGACAUCACGCGCCAGGCCCUGGCCGACCUCAUCGAGAAGGAGCUCUGCGUGCAGGACAGCGCCGUUCUGGCUUCGUCCACGUCACUGUCAAACUCCAGCUCGUUGUCUUCUUCAAACUCCAUCUCCCUGCCCCUGCCGUCAGGCCUGGGGCUGGACGGUAGCAGCAACGCCUUACCCCCGCUCCACCACCCUCUCCCCCACCACCUUCAUCACCUCCCACAUCACCACCAUCACCACCACCACCAUCACCAUCCUCAUCUUCAUCCUCAUCCACAACACCAUCAGCCCCACCCUAGUUUGCCACCUCCAUCCUCCCCCUCCUCGUCAUCGUCCUCUAAAGUGGGUGGUGCGCCUGGUCUACCAAGUCCCACGGGCACGUCUCACUUCCUGUUGAACUGCGUGGCCCCGACACAGGGCCUCCAUCAGCCCCCUCCGCGGUUCUCCCAGUUCCACCUCCAGCAUCAGCAACAGCGCUCCCUCUACAACUCCUUCAGCUUCCCCGGUGGUCAGACUGCCUCCACCACACCCAACAAUAAUGGCACCACCACCCCCACACAUCCGGGCCCACUGCCCAGCGCCACGGCCCCAACCCCGGGCAACCAGGCGCCCAUACCAGCCUCCCGACUGCCCUGGCUGUCCAUGCCCAUGCGUGCCAGCCCCGCACACUUGAAGCUCGGGGCAACCACGGGGCCGAGCACCGCCACUACCACCGCUGCUCCCGCCACCUCUGUUAGUGCUGCUAAUGCCAUUGUGCCUCCUUCUUCCUCGGCCACAAGCUUCUUGGACUUGAGCCUGCCGCCUCGGCAGCAGCAGCCACAGCAGCACAGCACAGGCCUGGGAGGCAUCCCCAUAACAGAGGGUGGUGGUGGCUCUGUGGAGAGCAUCAAUGUGAAAGAGUGGCAGGACGGCCUGCGCGCCCUUCUCCCCAACAUCAACAUCAACUUCGGCGGCCUGCCCAACUCCUCCUCCUCCUCUUCCUCCUCCUCAUCUUCCUCAUCCUCGUCCUCCUCCUCCUGUACCAGUGUCAACCACACGGGGGCGCCCUCCGGAGCCACGUCCUCGUCCACGGGCAUCUCGCACAGCCUCAGCUGGGACGGCACCGCCAGCUGGAUGGACCCAGCCAUCAUUACAGGUAUCCCGGCGUCUUCAGGCACCAGUCUGGACUCCCUGCAGGAUGACAACCCUCCACACUGGCUCAAGUCCCUGCAGGCCCUGACUGAGAUGGACGCUCCUCCCUCCUCCAACAUCACCUCCUCCCCCUCCACCUCCUCCUCCUCCUCCUCCACCUCCACCUCCACCGGCCCCCUGCAGCCCCCUCCGGCCCUCGCCCUCGCCCACCACUUCCACAACCACCACAGCGCCGGGCUCUUCGGGGCGCCCUUACCCCCCCUCCACAGAGCCGGCUGGGUGGGCCCCCCGUACGGGAUGCCCAUGUCCAACCCCAUCAGCCAGUUCCACUCGCCCCCGCCCGGAUUCACCAGUCCCUUCAGGGUGGCCCCUGUCCAGACCGCCGCCACAGAUCUGCUACAGAGCGCAGCCAUGGACCGACACUAGGGACUGUGAAGCCAUGCUGCUGCCCCCUUGUCCCCACAACUGUAAACCUUGAGUUUGCCCCACCAACCACACCCAUAUCAUACCAUACUGUACCCCUUCUCCCCAACCCCUACAGAGAACACAACACCACACAGAACCCAAUCAGUACAGAAAACUAUUAACAAAAGUAAUAAUAACAAAGAUUAUAUAUUCUGUAUUUUUUUCCUUCCUCCCUCUGUUGUUUCAAUUUCUUUCUUUUUUCAUCCAUCCACCCCUCCUCCCUCUUUCUUUCAUUCUUUCUCUCCUCCUCUUUCUUUCACUCUCAAUUUUUUAGUUGUCAGGGGUUUUCCUCUUGUUGGCCUUAGCAUCGCUGCCCUCCUCCAAUGAGCAAGCGAGCCCUCCUGUGUCAAUCAGACCACUGAUCCAAUCACAAGCCAGCUUCCGGUCUGUAGACCCUCCCCCACCACCCCUUACUGCCCAACCACGUGCUGACAGCCCUUAGGAAGACUAGAGCUCUUGUUUUGUUUUUUAACCCGUAUAACACCGCUAAACAAAACUGCUGCUAAUCAGAAUGAACAUGUCGACACUCGCCUAUGAUGUAAUCCCAUCGAUGAGGGUAGCACUGAUCCCACGUCAUCUCAUCUCUUGUUUAUUGGUGUUGUUUUAGAAGUUUAAUGACACUGUUUAGAGUGGGCAGAGAUGACAACUCCUUCAAAGGGGAUUUAUUGGGAAAUGUUUUGAUUAGGAAAACAGACGAGGCUUGUCCUCAAAGCCAAAAUGAGAAUUAUUGCCCACUAAUUCAACAGACGCUCAACAGACACUGAGCCCUGGAGCAAUCACUGUUUAGAUUUAUUUUACAAAAUGAUGGCAUGGGCUGAACUGAAUGGUUUUAUCAUUACCAUUUUAAUUAUCUUUGCCAUGGCAAAAUAAGAGUAGAAAAUCAGAGAGAAAAAAAUUUAUCAAUUAAAUAAUAAUGAGUAUAGAAAUUAUGCAGAUUAUUUAUCGCUCUCAGUGUGUUUUUCACCCUUACAUUUAAUUACAUGUAACAGGGUUACAGGAGAACAGGAUCUUUUUUCAGGUAUCACUAUUGGCUGGAUCCUGUCAGACGCUGGAGGUUCUUCCCAUUAUGCGGACUCCUGUCCUCGGCCUCUGCUUGUGGCC